CGCGAAGAUCUCAGUAAUUUUAGAGUAGAAACUGUUUACAAGCAAGAGAUGCGCAAUCCUGAUUACAAUGUUUUAGAAACUCCGACACACGGUCGAUAUGUAGAACAAAAAGUUGAAUACAAUCCAGUAAAUGUCUUCACUAAUAAUAGAUUUAUAAAUAAACCUAAGUUUCCUUCAUAUACUGUUGAUAGAGAUGAUGAUCGACAAUCGUCCAAUUAUAAAACAAUGAAAAUCCAAGAAGUUGAUAUUAAUGAUUCUAAUGUUUUUAAAUUAACCAGAGAUCAAAUAAUAAGUCAAUUAAUAAAGAAUCGUGUUGAAUUGUACAUACGAAUUAAAGAAGCCAAAGGAAUUAAAUCUAAUCUUGAUAUCAAUUAUAAUUUAGCUAAAAGGAUAAGGACACAAUUGGAAAGUGGAAAUUAUAGCUUAGCUAAAGAAUUGUUUUCAGUUUUUAUUACUAAUACUGUUACGGAUACAAAUGAAUUUAGUCCAAAGAAUAUCUUCAAAGGGUUGUCGUCGCAGCAUGUCAAUGUCGAUAAGGAUGCAAUUUUUCCGCUGCCGCAAGUCAACAUGAAAAAUACGAGAAACGAUGUAAAAUUUGUGGCAUCAGAAGGCUUGUUAAAACAAUUAAAUGCAUUGAAAGAAAUUAGUUUUUGAAGCUUUUCACAG
Molecule: messenger RNA, 666 nt
Organism: Papilio xuthus (Asian swallowtail)
Lineage: Eukaryota; Metazoa; Arthropoda; Insecta; Lepidoptera; Papilionidae
Exons: 2
Coding region: 49-654 (201 amino acids)
Source: RefSeq, a predicted model, not a curated record